GUGGAUGUCUGCACACUUUCUGUCUGCUGUUUGGGGGCAAAGUGACACCUCUACUUGCUGCUCUGCUCUGUGGGAGCUGAUAGUUGCUUGCAAGAUGGAGCGGAUGUCUGAGGAGGCGCUGAGGCUCAACCUGCUGAAACGAGGCUUGGAGUCCCCCAGCGAGCGAGAGGAGGCUCUGGCCAAACGCCUCAAAAUGGAGGGCCACGAGGCCAUGGAGCGCCUCAAGAUGCUGGCUCUACUCAAACGCAAGGACCUCGCUGACCUGGCAGCCCUGGAGGUCGGGGGGCCCCUGGGGGAAGGGAAGGGGCCCGGAGCCAGCAGCCUCCACCACCAGAGCCUCAUGGGAGGCGCCUACGAGGAAAAGAUGAACGGGAGUCUGAGGCUGGCGGGCCACGGCAGCCAUAUUGGAGCCAGUAAGAACGGGAAGGAGAACAUGAUGGAUGAGCCGGUGGACAUGAGCGCUGGGAGGAGAUGCGAGGCUGAGCAUGACAGACGGACUCCGUCUCCAGACGUCAUCAUACUGUCAGACAACGAGGCGUCCAGUCCCAGAACGACGCCGCGCCCUGAGGAGCGCCUGCACCAGGCCAACCUGGACCUGUUCAAGGGGAAAACGGGGGAAGAGAGGCAGCAGAUGAUCAAGGCUCUGAGGGAGGAGCUGCGUCUGGAGGAGGCCCGCCUAGUGCUGCUCAAGAAGCUCCGGCAGAGUCAGAUGCAGAAGGAGAACGUGGUGCAGAAGGUCCCUGUGGUGCAGAACGCUGCCUCCUCUGUGCAGGCCCCCACCAUGCACAGCUCUCAGGGCCUGGGGAAGCUGCCUGUGAGGCCGGGCAUGCACAACCCGGAGCCCCAGAACCUCCGCACGGCACAGGGUCACACGGUUAUCAGGUCAGCAGCUAAUGCUAACCUGCCCCCCAUGCUGAUGUCUCAGAGAGUGAUAGCCCCCAACCCCUCCCAGCUGCAGGGCCAGAGACUGUCCUCUAAGCCCGGGAUGUCCCGCUCCAGCUCCAGCAUGGCCAACGCCGUCAGCUACCAGCAGCAUCAGAGAAUGUGUGUCUCCCUGCAGGCCAGCCAACAGGUGGCAGCCUCCCAGCGCUCAGGCUCCAGUGCCAUGUACAUGAACCUGGCCCACAUGCAGGCAGCGGCAGCAGCCGGGGGGGGUAUGGGUGGGGCUUCGGCCGUCAGCCCCUCCACCAUGUCCAGCUCGGCGGGCGGAGUCAGCUCCAUCGCAGACCAGGCCAGCAGCCAGGCGGCCGCCAAGCUGGCCCUGAGGAAGCAGCUGGAGAAGACCCUGCUAGAGAUCCCCCCACCCAAACCCCCCGCCCCGCUGCUCCACUUCCUGCCCUCUGCCGCCAACAGCGAGUUCAUCUACAUGGUGGGGCUGGAGGAGGUGGUGCAGAGUGUGCUCGACAGUCAGGGUAAACUCAGAGGCACGCUGGGCCGGAUGGAGCCGUUCUUCUGCGCCCAGUGCAGAACCGACUUCACCCCCCACUGGAAGCAGGAGAAGAGCGGGCGGAUCCUGUGUGAGCAGUGCAUGACCUCCAACCAGAAAAAGGCUCUGAAGGCGGAGCACACCAACCGGCUGAAGAACGCCUUUGUGAAGGCCCUGCAGCAGGAGCAGGAGAUAGAGCAGAGGCUGCAGCAGCAGGCCGCCCUCUCCCCCAGCUCGGCCCCCACCGGCCCCAACGCCUCUAAGACUGACUCCAUGAUCCGACACCAUGCACUCCGCCAGGCCCCCCAGCCCCAGGCCUCCAUGCAGAGAGGCCUGUCUAACUCAGCGCGGGGCGUCCUGUCUAACUUCGCCCAGGCCUCCCAGCUGUCUGUGGCCAGCAGCCUCAUGGGGAUGACCAGCGGCAAGCACUGUGGCAGUGGGGGGGGCAGCGGCAGCAGCAGCAACAGGAUGCAGCACGACAGCCGCCGACAGAUCUACAACAUCCCAGGGUUAAAUAUCGCCUAUCUGAACCCCGCGGCGGUGGGGGCCCAUAAGAGCUCCAGCUUAGCGGACCGGCAGAGAGAGUACCUGUUGGACAUGAUCCCCCCUCGAUCCAUAUCGCAGUCCAUCAGCGGACAGAAAUGAGCCCAUCUGAAGCCCCACCCCCAUCCUGCCCUCCUACCCCAUACUGAAGCACUCCCAGAUCGACCACCACCCCCCCAUCGCAUGCAGUGCCUGUCCGUGUGCCUACCUUGAACCAACCCAUGAAACCCACGAGUCGGACAAAGACACUAAACUGUCGGUGCAUCUCAGAUGUUCUUCUUAUAGUACAGCUCUUCUUCUUCGUCAGCGUUGUUUAACAAUUAUAAUUCCCAUUAUUAUCGCUGUUGGUAGCACUAUUAUUAUACCUGCAACUACCACGUUUGCUUCAGUUUACUCAUUAUGCUUUUUCUUUUAUACGUGUUCGCUCCGUUUUUGUUUCCCUCUUUACUUUGGGCAGUGACAGGAAAUCACCGUAGAGCUCCACCAUCACGUAGGAUUAAGACCUGGUUAUUGCUAGUAACAGAAGAUCAACAGGGUGCAUUCUGGUUGCUAUGCAACAUAAAGUUUAACAGCUUUGUAAAAAGUGUUAGCUCUUUAACUUGGAGAAACAAAGUUUAAAAAACUGAUAGGAACAAACAGACGGGGGCCGAGCACCCCCACUCUCCCCUGGUGAAAGGGCCAGUUUCAGGAUCUGUGACCACCGACAGCCAGCUGAAGCUCCAUUCACUCCACCUGAGUCGGGGGGGAAUCUGGAACCCACAGGAGGGGCCCAUGUGUACUGAAGAGAAGAUCAGAGUUUGGAAAAUCUUUUCCCCAGUCCCCAUCAGAGGCUCAUCAGGGGACUCUUCCUGUCAGCCCCUCCCCCGCAGAUCACCUGGUGGAUGUAGGUGUAGUCUGUCAUGAGCACUGACACCCUGCAGAGAGCUCAUCCUGGAGGAUCAUCUGAAGCCCCCCAAGUGUUCACAGGGAAGUGUCCACUCAGAGAAAGGCAGUCCAUCUCACUUCCUGCUCCCCCGCCCCCACCCUUUGGUUAUCCAGUAUGCACAGACUGAACCCUUUUUACCCCCUAAGCUCCUUUUUGGCGUCAUAUGUUCUUUAAAUGAACUCAAGUCUGAAGGUGGAGGCACAUUUCCUGCAUCCAAACCACAGAUUCUCUACCUGGAACCUAAAGUCUGGGUUCUAUUCUUCUUAUAUUUUAGUUUUUGGAUUGUUGGCCCCUCCACCCAACUUUCCUUCUCUUUUUUUUUUUUUGCUUAGUUUUAUUUGUUAGUUUGUUUGUUUGUUUGUUUUGCGGCGUCUCCUAAUGAAAUGGUGGCGUACCUGAGAGGUGUUAGCCACCGGAGACGAUAAUAAUCAUCAAAGCUAAAAACAGAAACUAUUGUAUGGAUAAUGUAUAGAUACCUAGCUUCAGAGGGAGAAAAUAAACGAUGUGGAUUAUAUCUUUUAUGGGAGAGACAUGAUCAAUCAUUGUGUGCAUGCUCUGCACACGAGUCGCCUCACUCCAGAGGAGCACUUUGCAUAUUUCCAAUUGGAAAAACAUUUUUUUUAAAGGAGGUAAAGAAUGUUACAAUUGAGAGUGGCUAGAGUCUGGAUGCUGGCUGAUGGCCGACCAGAGGUGUGUGAAGAUUGUGGAUUGCAUCACGGUGUGUUUUAUGGGAUGAUGAAUGAUCCUUUGCCAGUGUUGAUCUCUUGUUAAUGUUGAACCUCAAGUGUCGGUUUCCAAAUCCUGAAAAAAGAAAUCCACUUUAAGUAAAUGUAUUGUCCGUUCAAUCAGUGGGACACAACCAGACGCAACAACACCCCCUUUACAUGAGUCGUGUCCCCAUGGAUAUCUCUCCUCAGAUACUGGCUGGUACCAUGGUCACAGCAUGGACGCUCUUCCCUGAUCUCAAAUCUGUUCCAAUUUGUACAUUUCCUUCCUGAACUGGUAAACCUGUUCUGUAAAUGUUUUAUUUAGACUCAGUUUCAUUAACAUUUUCCCCAAAAAAGCAUGGAUUAUUACAAGAGGAAAGUGAUUUAGACCUCUCCUCCAUUGACUGAACAGACACACUACCCUUAUGGAAAGCGUUGUAACAACAGUGCAGGGUUCUGAACCAUUUCAUUAUAAUAAUUGAUCAUCUGCUAAAUCUAUAAAUCUAGAUGUCUGACAAAAACUGUUCAGUGAUUUAUUUUCACCUAUGGAAUGUUCAAUCCAUGUCGAACCCCCCGGGCUGAUGCAUGUUACAUGUACAGGUCACACUGACAUGGGAGCAACACUGCAGAGGAAACGCUGGCCAACACGUGCUCUGGCAGCCAUGUUGGAUUCAUCCGUUCUAAAUGUUUUUCUCAGAUUCUGUGCAGUAAGUGUGUGUGAAUGGAACAAUCAGCAGUUACUUUGUGUUCGAUGGAUAUCUAACCAUGUUUGGUUGCGUUACACUCAGUUAGUUCAUUCUGGAAUCUUUCACUUUUCAUCCUCUGCAAAGCGUUGUGCAGACUCUCACUUUGUCAGGAAACUCCUGCAAGCUGGAUACAUUCUCAUCAGCCCCAGCUGUUCGCUGUCUGCAGUGUUAGCAUGCUCACAUGCUAAACUCAGAUUGAAACAUGGUUAGCAAUAGUGACUACCUACCUUGUUAUUGUCGUUGUUAGCUUGUAAGUAUGCUGACAUUAACAUUUAGCACAAUGCACUGCUGUGCUAAGUAAAGCUACACAGCUAGCACGGCUGUAGUCUCUGGUUGUGUUAAAGCUUGUUCUGCUGAAUGGCAAGCAAUGCAAAAACUGAAGCUAAAAAAACAAGAGAAGUUGAGGUGGCAGGUUAAAACCUUUUUCUAAAAGUAUCACAUAUUUAAAACUUAUUGAAAAAGAAACUAUAGCACUUCACAGGGAAGAGCUAGCUUAUCAUUUACAAUAGUGGAAGCUAGCUGUGUUAAAUUAGCACGCCAGUUAGCUAAACUAGCUAACACAGCCUCUCUUCUUUUCAUUACUCAGUGUUAUUUUAUAUUUGUUUCUGUCCAUGUACUAAAAUUCAAUUUGUAUCUGCAUUUCAGGUUAAAAGUAAACACCUAACAUUUUAAGCGACAUUUUCGUUUUAACAAUAAAAUUGUCCUUUGUUAGUUGAUGUGUUGUUGCUAACGCAGAAGCAGCAUACUAUCUAUUUUGAGCCUUUUUUCAAAGUUUAGUAAAUCAAUGGUAAAACAAGAAUGUCGGGCUAGCUUCUAAAGGCUGUGCCACAGAGGUGUGUGUGUGUGUGUGUGUGUGUGUGUGUGUGUGUGUGUGUGUGUGUGUGUGUGUGUGUGUGUGUGUGGUUCAUCACACCAUCCCAUGAUAAAUAGCCAGUGAAACUACCUAGGGUGUAAACUAAGUGUACACUUUGAAAAUUUGUGCUAAUUCUAAUAAAAAAAGAAAACAUGAAUCAAUUAUCCUUUUGGUGGAACAGUUGACAUUGAUCAAGAGAUAUAUUUUCAUGAGUUUUAAAUGUCUUGGAUACAUUUUUUACUGCCACACAAUUUGAUUUUAGCGAUGGUUUUUCCAUGCGUCUCCUUCUGCUGCCAAGCUUGAGAAAAAUCUCCUGUCUCUGUUGCAGAUGCGCCCACACUCUUUGUAUCCGGAUUUCAGAUUCUUUCUUGAAAUCUAAAUUUGAAGUCAUUGUUUUUCUGACGUCUCAAUUAUGUUUUCUUUCUAUUGCAGUUUAAAAAAUAAACAAAUGUAUUGACUAUGAAAUAAAUGACACGAUAUUUGCUAGGUUUGAAGUAAUAAUGACUUAUUGUACAUGAGCAUUUUCUCCUCCCUUGUUCUGAAAAAAGAAAUUAAAUGGUUGUAUAUUGUGUAGAAAAGCAAACAAAAAGCCAUGAAUAUUGUGAAGCUUGUCAUUUCGUUUUGUGAUCACUGUGUAUUAUUGUGUAACAAAUGUGCAAAAUGUUUGGGAUUCUUUCCCCUCCGCUUCUUGGAGCUCUCCCUGGAUGCAUUCACCUCGGCGGGGGCUAGUUAGCGUUAGCAGGGGGGCGCACUGGUUCAGACAGUGCGGCUCACAUCACACCUGUGAACAUCUGAUCUCUUCUCUUGGAGCAUGGAAACUGGAAAUAACUUUAAAGAAUGGUUUCCUGCCCAUCAGAUGAUUCAUUGUGUUGGAUUACAUGGAGCCCUCAUGACUUUAGCGUCUCAUUAAACCACGUCUGCUGACCCCUUUGUCCACAUUACCAUAUUCUAUGAAGUGGACCGGUUACAAUCACAGCGUGGAAAGAUGUUUAAAAAGUCAGUUUUCCAGAAAUCAGUUUGUCUCAUACACACUUUUUCUGUGACCGGGACAUUUGCUCUGAAGAAUGUUGGUGUUUUAAUAAAGUUAUUUAAAUGCUGUGAGCAGAUAUCUUAAAAGCUGAACAAAUAAAAUCAUAAAAGGUUUAGUUAGGACGUACCCUCCAGUUCUAGUGGGGGCUAGAGCAUGGGCAAAAACAUAUACAUAAUUCCACAUGUCAGUGACCUGAUAAUGUACAAAGAUAACCUGUUCACACUUUUCAUCGGGGUUUAAAUGCUAUCAGCGACCGGGGGAACCCUGUUUUGAGAUUUGUCGCUUAGUAUUCCAUCCAGUAGACCUGGGGACAGCUGCUUCUGAACCAGUGAUCACUUCCUGCCGACCUCAGAGUACCCCACAUGCGCUCCUCUGCUGCCGGGCUUUUUACUUAUAUUAGUUGUUGUUGCUAAUGCAGGGAAACAUUUAAUUUCUCAAUCAGUUUUAUCAAUUUUCAGUUUACUUUUUGUAUAAUGUGGGAUCUGCAGAAACGGAUGAUGAAACCAACCGGAAACUAAUUGAAGUCCUUUUUUCGUUUUGCUUACAUCAAUCCUGACCUUUUGCACAUACUUGAUAUUUAACGGUCUUCAAAAAAGUAAAAGAAAAUAAUGCUGUUUGAAUACUGCCAGUUGAAUGACAAUUAUGCAUUGAUUGAAAAAAAUAAGCUAAUUUUGGAGGAAAUAACUUUGUAAUAUUUAUCUCUUGCAAGCUAUGUUUAAUAAAGGUUGAAACAAU
This is a messenger RNA of Notothenia coriiceps (black rockcod), 6965 nucleotides long. It is a transcript of the gene gatad2b, whose product is annotated as GATA zinc finger domain containing 2B. The record is from RefSeq and is a predicted model, not a curated record. The transcript is spliced from 11 exons. Gene Ontology annotation, biological process: negative regulation of transcription by RNA polymerase II. Gene Ontology annotation, molecular function: sequence-specific DNA binding. Gene Ontology annotation, cellular component: NuRD complex. The coding region runs from base 5 to 2071 and encodes 688 amino acids. NCBI's taxonomy places the organism in Eukaryota, Metazoa, Chordata, Actinopteri, Perciformes, Nototheniidae.